AUGCGUUAUAACUCGUACUACAACCAGGCAAACAUGGGCAGGCGUUAUAACUCGUACAACAUCCAGGCAAACAUGGGCAGGCGUUAUAACUCGUACUACAACCAGGCAAACAUGGGCAGGCGUUAUAACUCGUACUACAACCAGGCAAACAUGGGCAGGCGUUAUAACUCGUACUACAACCAGGCAGGAACAGGCAGGCGUUAUAACUCGUACUACAUCCAGGCAAGCACGAGCAGGCGUUAUAACUCGUACUACAUCCAGGCAAACACGGGCAGGCGUUAUAACUCGUACUACAACCAGGCAAACACGGGCAGGCGUUAUAACUUGUACAACAUCCAGGCAAACACGGGCAGGCGUUAUUACUCGUACUACAACCAGGCACACAUGGGCAGCCGUUAUAACUCGUACAAUAUCCAGACAAACACGGGCAGGCGUUAUAACUCGUACUACAACCAGGCAAACAUGGGCAGGCGUUAUAACCCGUACAAAAACCAGGCAAACAUGGGCAGGCGUUAUAACUCGUACAACAACCAGGCAAGCACGGGCAUGCCUAAUAACUCGUACAACAUCCAGGCAAACAUGGGCAGGCGUUAUAACUCGUACAAUAUCCAGGCAAACAUGGGCAGGCGUUAUAACUCGUACAAUAUCCAGACAAACAAAGGCAGGCGCUAUAACUCGUACUACAACCAGGCAAGCACGGGCAUGCGUUAUAACUCGUACAACAUCCAGGCAAACACGGGCAGGCGUUAUAACUCGUACUACAACCAGGCAAGCUCAGACAGACCUUAUAACUCGUACUACAACCAGGCAAGCACGGGCAUGCCUAAUAACUCGUACAAUAUCCAGGCAAACAUGGGCAGGCGUUAUAACUCGUACAAUAUCCAGGCAAACAUGGGCAGGCGUUAUAACUCGUACAACAUCCAGGCAAACACGGGCAUGCGUUAUUACUCGUACUACAACCAGGCAAACAUGGGCACGCAUUAUAACUCGUACAACAUCCAGGCAAACAUGGGCAGGCGUUAUAACUCGUACAACAUCCAGGCAAACAUGGGCAGGCGUUAUAACUCGUACAACAUCCAGGCAAACAUGGGCAGGCGUUAUAACUCGUACAACAUCCAGGCAAACAUGGGCAGGCGUUAUAACUCGUACUACAACCAGGCAAACACGGGCAGGCGUUAUAACUCGUACUACAACCAGGCAAACAUGGACAGGCGUUAUAACUCGUACUACAACCAGGCAGGCACAGGCAGGCGUUAUAACUCGUACUACAUCCAGGCAAGCACGGGCAGGCGUUAUAACUCGUACUACAUCCAGGCAAACACGGGCAGGCGUUAUAACUCGUACUACAACCAGGUAAACACGGGCAGGCGUUAUAACCCUUACAACAUCCAGGCAAACACGGGCAGGCGUUAUAACUCGUACUACAACCAGGCAAGCACGGGCAGGCGUUAUAACUCGUAUAAUAUCCAGACAAACACGGGCAUGCGUUAUAACUCGUACUACAACCAGGCAAACAUGGGCAGGUGUUAUAACUGGUACAACAACCAGGCAAACAUGGGCAGGCGUUAUAACUCGUACUUCAACCAGGCAAACAUGGGCAGGCGUUAUAACUCGUACUACAACCAGGCAAACAUGGGCAGGCGUUAUAACUCGUACUACAACCAGGCAGGCACAGGCCGGCGUUAUAACUCGUACUACAUCCAGGCAAGCACGGGCAGGCGUUAUAACUCGUACUACAUCCAGGCAAACACUGGCAGGCGUUAUAACUCGUACUACAACCAGGUAAACACGGGCAGGCGUUAUAACCCUUACAACAUCCAGGCAAACACGGGCAGGCGUUAUAACUCGUACUACAACCAGGCAAGCACGGGCAGGCGUUAUAACUCCUACAAUAUCCAGGCAAAUACGGGCAUGCGUUAUAACUCGUACUACAACCAGGCAAACAUGGGCAGGUGUUAUAACUGGUACAACAACCAGGCAAACAUGGGCAGGCGUUAUAACUCGUACUACAACCAGGCAAGCACGGGCAUGCCUAAUAACUCGUACAACAUCCAGGCAAACAUGGCCAGGCGUUAUUACUCGUACAAUAUCCAGGCAAACAUGGGCUUCUAA
This is a messenger RNA of Mya arenaria, 2112 nucleotides long. RefSeq names its product probable serine/threonine-protein kinase clkA. The record is from RefSeq and is a predicted model, not a curated record. The transcript has a single exon. The coding region runs from base 1 to 2112 and encodes 703 amino acids. NCBI's taxonomy places the organism in Eukaryota, Metazoa, Mollusca, Bivalvia, Myida, Myidae.